AUGGAAACCGGCAUACCCUUGCUAUUGAGUGGGGCUCAAGAGGAUGCUCGGGUUGCGUUUGAGGAGAAAAUUGGCUCCUUGACUGCCGGCAAUCCGGGCUUGGCAGUGAUUUUGGAAGAUGCUGGGCUCUCUGUAUUGCAGCCAGACAUUGGCGCAAAGAUCCGCCAGCUGGUGAGCGAGCAGGAGGAGAUCUUGGCAGAGCUUGGAGCCGAGGAGAAUCAUCCGGAGGAAGAUGGCCCGCUUUUGACUCCUGAGAGACCUGACAGACCAAAGACCAAAAAGCGACGUCAGGAACCGCCUUUCAAAGACGGUGAUCCAUUUGCAGAGAUGGAAGAGAAAGACUCGAACAAAAAUGCAACCAUCCCGCUCUACACAAAAGCCAUGAUAGUGGAGUUUGCCUUGAAGCUGCACAGAGAGAACUCUGUCACCAGCAUUGAGAGAGAAGUAAUGUCCCGCUUUAAGAAGUUUUUCUUCUCAUAUGAGUCGAACGCUUGGAAGUCCGGCCUUCUGGGAAAGUGGACACGGGGCAUUCUUCCCGUGUAUCUCCAGAAGGAAUCAGCCUUCAAUGAAGUUCUGGAGCGCAUGGUGGCUGGAAGCAACAGAGACUUGCAGAGCGCUGCUCAUCUCAAGAUUCCUGUGUUGGUGGAGACGGCGCAGUCCAUUCAGAAGAAAUGGAAAGACACCUACCGGAAAAAGUGUGAAGAGGAGCAUAUCCCCUUUCUUGAGCGUCAAAAACCUGUAGAUUCCAAGUGGGUUUGCCUCUUCUUGAUGCGCUGGCAGUGGAGCCUUCAAGCUUCCAAUACCAAGGGAGCUUUCCUGGCAGAUGACUCCCAGGAGAUGAAAGAGAUGAGGCUUGCCCAUCGUGCUCAGAUCUUGGCCAACAAGGUUCCAAUUGACUUGGUCCUCAACUUUGACCAGUUGUGGCGGUCUGCUUAUGAGCCUCCCAAAAAAGUGAUUCACAAGCGGCGUGCAAAAGAAGCUGAGCGCCAGGGUGAGGAGUGGGGAGAAUGUUGGCCAGGAGAUUUGCAAGGCAAAAGGCUGAAAGCUAUCCUUCAAAUGGUCUCAAAUGCCAUGGUUGAGAGGAUGGGACAAACAGACCGGCCUUCCAAGCUUCGAAAAGUCUGUGCAAGAUCUGACUUUGUACAGGGCGGCAGAAUUGGGGUCACAGCUGUGACAAGCACUUGGGCUUCUGGAGAGAUUGGCCCUUUGGGCAUAUGUGUGGCCAACGGAGCGCUCCCGCAGGCUUUCAUUGAAGAAGUGAAUGAGAAAUGGGCGGGACACGUGUAUGUGUUCCAAAGCAUGACCGAAUCACAUUUCAUGACUGCAGAGACGACGCUGCUCCACCUGCAGGAGCUGAUCUCACCAGCCCUGGAACUUCGCCGUGCAUCAUUGGGCUACAAUCGUGAAACCCCAGCGCUGCUGAUCUGCGAUGGAUUCACCGGCAACUUUGCUGUUUCAAACGGUGAAGGAUACAAAGCUCCUGGAUUGGAACAGGCGACCCGUCAGAUCCAGAUCGGCCUGAACGGCCAAAAGCAUUUGCAAGCAACGGCAGUGGAUAAUGUCAAAUCGUUGAUCUUUGCGUGGCAACAGAUGGGACAAAAGAUCUACCAUAAGCUCUUCCGCUGGGCAUGGGUGAGCAGGGGCGUGAUCACCGUGGAUGACAUGAAAAAGCGUUUCCCAAAUCUGUCCCAGAAGGAAGCUGAGGAGAUGCAGCUUAAGGAGGAAGCCUCAGCGCGAGAGCUAGCUGAAGGACAACAGGAUGAGUGGAUUAACCUCCCACUGCUGAUGUCUCAGUUUGCUGACAAGGGGUACUCAAAAUAUCAAUUGCAGCUCUUCGAAGCUCGGCGACGACAUGAGGCGGGCAAGCUCAGCAAAAAGAAAUUUCACGCUGCAGAGCGUGAUUGUCUCCGCACACUGGUCCUGCUUCAUACAUCGGGGCAGCCAGCCACAGCCCAGUACAUCAAAACCCACGAUGGAUCUCGAGCAACACUUAUUCUCUACAAUUUCCUGGAGCGGACAAUCAAGAUUGGAAUCUUGCCUCCUGAGCCUUUGCGUGUUCUUCGUGCAGAAACCACAUUUGAUGCAAGUAGCCUUCAGGUGGAGGUGGACAAGGACUUCCUGGAGAAGGUGUGUUUGCCAGGGCUAGAGGCCUACCAAAACAGCCAAAGUGAUCCUGAACCGGAGGAAGAGGAGCAUGAUCAGGGUGUGCAGCUGCAAACAAUGGACGAGUUGGCUGCUGAAGGUAUGCAGCUGGAUGAUCCAAUUCUUGUGCAAGUGUCCCUGGAUGAAGACGGACACCUCAUCUCCGAUGAACAUGUGGAGCUCGUGGAGAAGUCCGACUCUUCAGGCAGCGGAUGGCUUGGGCUUUAUCCCGGAAAGCCCAACGUGGGCAGAUCAUUCCACGCAGGCCUUCGUUCGGAGAAGAAAGCUUUGCUGCAGGUGUUGCUGAGGUUGUGGCAGUACCAUGAGCAGGCUUUGAACGGAGAACAUUGUGUGGUCGAAGGGGUGCCGCUGCCACAGUACAUAGAAGUAUUGUCCCAAGAGCUUGCUCUGUGUGUGGACUAA
Messenger RNA from Durusdinium trenchii, 2565 nucleotides. Lineage: Eukaryota; Dinophyceae; Suessiales; Symbiodiniaceae. The record is from the annotation of a GenBank genome assembly.